AUGUUGGAGUUUGUUGCUAUUCCCGUGGUAUUGGGCUUGAUGUUGGCAAUUCGCCCCGUAAGACAAACGGUGUUCCACACGCUGAGAGUGGCCGUCCGCACGUUGUUUGGCGGGUGGCUCAAGGCGUUCCAAACCCAGCGGUUGAUCUACCCCCCCAAGCCGAGCGAGCUCACCACCAACAACCGCAUCUUCGAGAACUGGGUCCAGCUGUACCAGGAACUUUUGCGCUACACGUCGUUUAAGGAGCCGACGCUCAUCAACUUCUCUUUACCUGACGAAAACUCAAAUAAGGUGACGCAGACGCUCUGGGACAUCUUGGCUAAUCGCGACCAGUACCCUAAUGGAAACGAGCAGAUCAACUGCGUCAACGUCAUGGCCGACGGCACCGACGGCAACGAGAUGAUGCUCCACUACGGCGUGGGCAAGUUGCCCCAGAUCGUGUUGCUUAAGAAACAGAUGCCCGUGGGGAGAUACAUCCCGGGGAACAACUUCAACCCCGAGGACUUGCGCCACUGGAUCAGCACCAUCCACUAG
This is a messenger RNA of Diutina rugosa, 534 nucleotides long. RefSeq lists its product as uncharacterized. The coding region runs from base 1 to 534 and encodes 177 amino acids. The transcript has a single exon. NCBI's taxonomy places the organism in Eukaryota, Fungi, Ascomycota, Pichiomycetes, Serinales, Debaryomycetaceae. The record is from RefSeq and is a predicted model, not a curated record.